Molecule: messenger RNA, 2719 nt
Organism: Sorghum bicolor (sorghum)
Lineage: Eukaryota; Viridiplantae; Streptophyta; Magnoliopsida; Poales; Poaceae
Product: putative RNA polymerase II subunit B1 CTD phosphatase RPAP2 homolog
Exons: 4
Coding region: 216-971 (251 amino acids)
Cellular component (GO): nucleus; cytoplasm
Molecular function (GO): RNA polymerase core enzyme binding; RNA polymerase II CTD heptapeptide repeat phosphatase activity
Source: RefSeq, a predicted model, not a curated record
CACUUCCGCAAAAUUUUGGCCCAAAACUCCUAACCCUAGCUAAGUGAUCACACCAGACACACACGCAUCUUCUCUGCUCCUGUUGCGCCUCCACGAGCCACCUCCGCAUCUCGCCGCCUGCCCGCCUGCCCCUGCUGCUCGCCCAUCCACCACCGGACGACCGGCCCUCGCCGCCCGCCAGCCCUCGAACCUCGACACCCACCGCGUGCCCCCGGAUGUUCGCAACCACCGACCGCGCGGCCGCUCACCGGACAUCGCCGCCUUCUGCGAACCUUCCCACGAUGAGCUCCCCGGCCGCCGCGGCGGAGGCGCCGCGAACGGUGGCCUCAGUGGUGCUGCGCAUCCAAAUAGCGCUGCUGGACUGCGCCGCGGCGUCAAACGAGGCGCUCCUCCACGCGGCCGCCUCCGCGCUUCUCUCCCGCGCCGACUACGACGACGUCGUCACCGAGCGCACCAUUGCCGAUGCCUGCGGCAACCCCGCGUGCCCCGAUCCUCUCCCCUCCUCCGGCGCCGCCGCCGCCGCCACGGUGCCACGCUUCCACAUCGCCCUCAGCGAGCACCGCGUCUACGACCUCGAGGAGGCGCGCAAGUUCUGCUCCGACCGCUGCCUCGUCGCCUCCAUGGCACUAGCCGCCUCGCUCCGGCAUGACCGGCCCUAUGGGGUCCCGCUCGACCGGCUCGCUGCGGUUGUCGCGCUCGUCGAGGGCGCCUCCGCCGCUGCCGGGGAUGGGAGCGGGUUAGGGUUUCAGGGCGUGGAUGGGAAUGGGAAGAUGAAGGACGAGGGAAGGAAGGUGGAGAUCAAGGAGAAGGAGGUCACCGGGGCUGGGGAGGUUUCGCUGCAGGACUGGAUUGGGCCCUCCGAUGCCAUUGAGGGUUAUGUGCCACGCCGUGAGCGCAGUGCCCAUGGGAAUCGGCGUCUAGGCAUUCAGGUUGUGUGUCUACCGCCGCCACCCCGCCACACAGGUGCCUAGGCUGUAUGACCUCCACUCCGAAGGGAAAGAAAAAUAAAUUGUCAAGAUCUGGUAAAUAUCUACAAUGCAAUAUUAACCAUAGAAUGGUGCUCAAAUCCUAAAUGUAUGUGCGAAGGUUUCAUUGUAUGUUUUGGUUAGCACUUUAACAAUGCUAAUACACAGCAGUUGCUCUCUCCCUGGCGGAAUAUUCAAAAAAGCCUCUGACUGCAUUUGGUGCAGAAACUUUGAAGCACAGUAACAGGAGCUUGAUGCUUGACUUGUAUCAAUUUCACUUGUGUCAUAUAUGUUUUACACACUCAUAUCCCCCCAUCAAAUGUGUUUAUUAUUGAUCAUUAUUCCAGAGUGUAAUGAAUAGUAUUUUCAUGAAAUGUAAUGAACUCGAAGUAACUUGGUUUGAAUCCACUUUAUUUUAAAUUUGCUUCAUUGGUUUGGAUGUUUCUUUAGUCUAGUUUAACCCUCUUAGACUUGUUUGCAGCUCAUAGAAUUAGCCCUCAGCCCCCUUCCAAUCCCCAUCUGCUUAUGGAUCCCCAUCUAGCAUUAUUCUGAUUUCUAGUCUUGUUUCUAGAGAAGGACCCAGACCAUGCUGCUAUCGUAAUAUUUUGGUGCACACAGACUUGAAAGAAAAAAUAUACACCUUUCACUUCAUUGGUUGCUCAAAAUUUCAUAUCUGCGGAAGCUCGUAGGAACAUUUGUAAACUGAAAGUACUAUAUUAGAGACUAGAAGAAUUUAUUCUAAACUAUGGUAUAUUUAUUUCUCUUUCAGUCUAAGGGUGGUUUGCAUUGCUGUGAAUAUCUGUUAUUUCAAGUCAAAAACCUACUGUUUAGACCCUGAACCAAUUCUGUGCAUUGCUGUUUUUUAAAAAAAAUAUAAUUCAUGACUACUUUUGUAGGUGUGAGCUGCUUUGAAGGUUAAGGCAUCAGUCAUCAUUUGCUUCACCUAUUCUGAAGGGGGCUGCAAUCUACGGGAAUCGAGAGAGAAGCAGAUCCAGUUUCUGUGCCAUAGCUACAAACUCAGAAAAGGUGUUGUUUAGAUAUUUUUUACAAGAAAUUCAGAGGUCCUAUGAACCUGCAGUUACCUAUCCGUCCUAUGAAGUAGCAUCUUUCUUUACCUAUGAACUUGUAGGUUCUAUGAUAACGUUCGCUAACGGUGAAGUUAUUUUAGAUGUUGUAAUCUGACAUGAAGCAUUAGCGUCACGCCCUUAUGCUGAAAUCAAGACUAUAGGGGAUGCUUUAAAGAUGCCGCUUGCUUGGCCAUUUAAUCGGCCGAAGGCCUGCUAUCAGCAACCAAGAUCACACGGAGUUGUUGGUUUUUCUCAAAGAUCUUCUCAAGGUGCUGCAGGAUCAUCUUAGAUACGCUAAGUGGUGCUAGCUUGUUGGCAGGAAGGGUGCUAGGAGUAAACUUGAAUGCUUUUAGACUACAUGCUAUCUUAUGGUGAACUAGAUGCUAUCUUUAAAUAUUUUUAGACUACAACCUGGUAGUUUAAGUUUUUGGACUUGAACAUGAUGGUCAUAAUGUUAGAUCACUUUUAGAUGAUGACUUAGCUAGAUUAUGCAUUUAGCUACUAUAUAUAUGCAUGCUUGUAUGUUGGCUUUAUGUCAAGAAGCUUAAGCUAGUGAUAUAAUUAUAUAUGUACUCAUUGAUAUGGAUGAAUGAGAGUAUGAUUUAUCUGCCCAUUUGUGUAUGUCAUUCAAUAUUGUAUUGGUUCUGAACGUGAGUUUUAAAUAUAUGUGGAUUAUUUUUUUACCUA